UGGAUUGUGUGGAAGUGUAAACUGGUUCCAGAACGGUUUUAAAAGAGGAAACCAAUUUGUCCCGACUGUCACAUGCACAGCACAGCACUGUUUUGGCCGCGGGCAGCAUAUCAUUCUUAGGAACGUGAUCAGAUACCACAUGACCCAUCUAUUCAACGUUAGGGAAAUCAAAUAUUUAUCUGGGGACAUGGAUCAAGUUUACCUCAAACUUUAAUUCAACUGUCUUCUCUAGUAGCCUACUUGUGCUUGCGGACCCAUUUUUUGGUUUCUUAGGGCAGUUAGAGCGACAGAGAGAGAGAGAACCGGAACUAAGAAGCAAAUUGAUCUCCUAAAGAAGAGGACAUCGGAAUUACUUAUGAAUGUUGUUGAGGCUUGUCCAAAUAGCCAGACAACCAUGGUAACACCAGUGCAACUUUUUAUCACAUUUGUGCUUCUCGUGUUGAGUUUGGCAGACGAUAAUAAACUAAAACACAAACCAGCCUCAAAACCGGUCCGACUGUUCACAGACGAAGAUUUAAAAAGGCACGAUGGGAGUGAGGACGGGCAUCCCAUUUACAUGGCCAUAAAAGGAGUGGUGUUUGAUGUCACCAAGGGGAAAGAGUUCUAUGGGAAAGAUGGACCAUACAAUGCCUUGGUUGGAAAGGACUGCACCAGGGCUGUGGCCAAAAUGUCCCUUGAGCCAGCUGAUCUGACUUCUGACACUACGGGCCUUACUGAAGAGCAGCUCCAAUCCCUAGAGAGUGUAUUUGAGGGCACGUACAAGACAAAGUACCCUAUUGUAGGCUACACUGCCAUACGCAUCCUCAACCAGGAUGGAAGCCCCAAUGAGGACUUCAAGCCUGAAGACCAACCUCAUUUUAACAUCAGAGACGAGUUCUAAUCCAAAGGAGUUUUUUUUUUGUGGGUACUUUUUUUUCUCUCUGAUUAUAUUUUGGUACGCCAAAAAUAAACUGGAGACCAUGAAGAUUCAAUACUGUGUGAUCCUCAAUUUGCUCCUGAUUUGAAAAAUGAUUAUUUCUGAAUUCCCAGUCAGAUCCAUUUGUUAGGACUGCAUGUCUGGAUGUUCUGUGACGAAGCCCGUAAGGGUGGCCUUACCAAGGGAUAGGCAGCCAUGUGUUUUAGCUCUCUAUUUUCCUUUACCUUAUUUGGAAACCAUAUUUAUAUCUUUUAAAAGAGAUGUUAUUUUUUUAGAUAUCAUUUUAUGUUGACGUCAAUGAAAACAUGGAAUGUUUGUUACUAUGAAGGUUAGUCAAAUACUCUUUGUAAAAUGUAUUUACAUUUUAAGAACUGAAUGUUUUCCGUUGAUCAUUUAAAUCAUUGUAAUUGGUUAUAAUGAGCUAUGAAGCUGCACAGGCCCUAUACCAUUAAUUCAAUGUUAAAGUACUUUAAAACAUUAUUAUUAUUAUUAUUAUUAUUAAAAUAGUAGGAGCGAAA
Molecule: messenger RNA, 1434 nt
Organism: Oncorhynchus tshawytscha (Chinook salmon)
Lineage: Eukaryota; Metazoa; Chordata; Actinopteri; Salmoniformes; Salmonidae
Gene: nenf
Product: neudesin neurotrophic factor
Exons: 4
Coding region: 356-880 (174 amino acids)
Cellular component (GO): endomembrane system; membrane
Source: RefSeq, a predicted model, not a curated record